Molecule: messenger RNA, 1115 nt
Organism: Frieseomelitta varia
Lineage: Eukaryota; Metazoa; Arthropoda; Insecta; Hymenoptera; Apidae
Gene: EloC
Product: elongin-C
Exons: 5
Coding region: 150-587 (145 amino acids)
Biological process (GO): ubiquitin-dependent protein catabolic process
Cellular component (GO): elongin complex
Molecular function (GO): protein-macromolecule adaptor activity
Source: RefSeq, a predicted model, not a curated record
UAGUUUCGAUUUGUCGAGACUUAUACAAUAUCACCAGCAGCCAUAUUAAUUGCCAUUGCACUUAUUAAGAAACUUUGUUGUGAACAAAAAGUCUGAAUUUGUACAAUUUUUUUUCACUAAGAAAGAUAAGCAUAACAUAAAAUCUAAACAUGUCAAACGAUGUGAACAGUCAAGCUGAUAAGCCCAAUGAGGAAGAAAAUAUCGAUAAAGCAGAAGAAGAAGAAGGCACUUCAUCUAUUGAUCUGCAUGCGCAAGAAAGUGGAAUUGUAUAUGGUGGUUGUGAAGGACCAAAUGCAAUGUACGUAAAACUUGUCAGCAGUGAUGGACAUGAAUUUAUUGUUAAACGUGAACAUGCAUUAACCAGUGGAACAAUAAAAGCUAUGCUAAGUGGACCUGGACAAUUCGCAGAAAAUGAAGCCAACGAAGUUAAUUUUCGAGAAAUUCCAUCUCAUGUAUUGCAAAAAGUUUGCAUGUAUUUUACAUACAAAGUACGCUAUACAAAUAGCAGCACAGAAAUACCAGAAUUUCCUAUUGCACCUGAAAUUGCAUUAGAAUUACUGAUGGCUGGAAAUUUCCUGGAUUGUUAAGUGUCGCAAAUAAUAUUAAUAACGAGCAAUUCAGCUCUGAGACAUACCAAUUUUAUUGGUCAUAAUUUAGAUUUCAAAAAUGAAGAAUUCAACACGGUUUUAAAAAAAAUUCAUACUUUGUAUUUUGCAGUAUAGUUAUUAUUUUAGAAAUAAAUUAUCAUAAUGAAUCAAACAAUUUGAAAUACAAACAUAAAGUUAAAAAAAUUAAUGCUACAUUAAUAAAUAUUUGAAACGAAAAUAAUAGGAAUUUCAAUUAAUAAGAGACUUAAAUUUGCUGCAUAUACUAUCUGAUUAUAUUUAAUAUAUAUUCAGUAAUGCAAUAAGUUACUGCACCUAAAUGAAAUUUCUAUUGAAAAACGAUGUGCUGAUAUAAUAUUAUACAUAUGUACAUGCAUGUCUAUUUAAUAUACAAUUACAAAAAAAGAUUUAUAUUAUGUACAAUUGAUGCAGAGUUCAAUUAGAUUGUAUACUAACAAAAAUUUUUACUUUUGAAUCUAUUGAUAUAUUAUAGUUAUAUUUUUCGUUAUA